Messenger RNA from Haliotis rubra (blacklip abalone), 1375 nucleotides. RefSeq names its product iron-sulfur cluster assembly scaffold protein IscU-like. Gene Ontology annotation, cellular component: mitochondrial matrix; cytoplasm. NCBI's taxonomy places the organism in Eukaryota, Metazoa, Mollusca, Gastropoda, Lepetellida, Haliotidae. The record is from RefSeq and is a predicted model, not a curated record. Gene Ontology annotation, molecular function: ferrous iron binding; 2 iron, 2 sulfur cluster binding. Bases 29 to 511 code for a protein of 160 amino acids. The transcript has 5 exons. Gene Ontology annotation, biological process: intracellular iron ion homeostasis; iron-sulfur cluster assembly.
UGUAUGAGUUAUUCCGUAAACAACCAACAUGGCGCUGUUCAGAGUAACGUCUCGUUUGGGGAAUUCGUUGAAGUCUGUGUUUGAUGCCACCCCGGUUGCACUUUAUCAUAAGAAUGUGAUCGACCACUAUGAAAAUCCGAGAAAUGUUGGUUCUUUGGAUAAGGCUGACAAGAAGGUUGGAACUGGCCUAGUUGGAGCCCCAGCAUGUGGGGAUGUAAUGAAACUGCAGAUCAAGGUUGAUGAUGAUGGCAAGAUUGUUGAAGCAAAAUUUAAAACUUUCGGAUGUGGAUCAGCAAUAGCUUCAAGCUCUCUUGCUACAGAAUGGGUCAAAGGGAAAACUCUGGAUCAAGCAUUGAAGAUUAAGAACACAGACAUAGCUAAGGAACUGUCUCUUCCACCAGUCAAGCUGCACUGCUCCAUGUUGGCUGAAGAUGCUAUCAAGGCUGCUUUAAAUGACUACAAGGUGAAGAACACACCUGAUGGGGAGAAGGCCGCUGCCACCACCAACUAACCACUACUCCAAUCCAGUUGUUAUGUGUCACAUAUUUAGAGUGCUUGAGAAAAUUUGUUUGGGCUAAAGUGUAAUUUCUUCUUGAUGUCAAAUAUACAUGGACUUUUGCCUUGUGUAUGUGUAGUCUCUGAAAAAGAUUGUAUGAUGACUGUAUAUGCUCGAGAGCCUUUGAAUUUGUGAGCUGUUUUUACUGAGAACUCUCCCUGAACAUUUAUCAAAUUAGAAUCGAUGUUGACGAAAUCUGAAUACUGAAAUCUCAUGUAUAUAGUCUAUUUACUUUUGAACAUGUACAUAUAAUGUGAAACCAAUCAUUCAUGUCUUAGAUUUUAAUGACAUGCUUCGCAUUUUGCUGGAAAUUCGUUUUCAAUCAUGUACUUGUUUAGGAAAACACUCACAAAGAAUGUAUUAUAUGUAAUUAGUUUCUUUGCUACUCUAUGGCAUUAUAAAUUGUAUACAUAUUAAACAGGGAGAAUGCCCUUUUCUAGUACUCGGAUAGACAGUAUUGUUCCUCUGGGUGUCAAGCUAUCUAUCAAGGCCAGAUUUAGGGAAGGAAAAUUGUUGAUGAUCUCUGUACUGUGACCGCACAAAUGAGUCAAUAUGUUACUUGUACAAAGAUAAUUUGCAUGAUACUGACAGCUUCCGCUGCAAAUAGCCUGGAGCCUGCUGACUUGAAUGAAGGAUGUGUGCCUGAAAGAGAGACGUUAUUUUUCAUGAUUUACUUUUUACGUUCUUUGUUUUGCUGGUUCCUUGUCAAGACAAUACUCAGACUUUUGUAAAUUGUGAUUCAGAUUAUUAAUCCUUAAUCAGUGAGUAUUUCAAUUUUAGGAUAUAAGUUGCAAUUUGCAAAUAAAAUAUGUAAAAUAC